GCGCACCAAGAACUUGGUACAUCUCUAAACACGUGAAACGCUUCUUGUUGAUUACUAUUUUAAAUGCUCCAAUGGGUUUAACUAAGCAAUAUCUGGCCUAUCGAGCUAUAGAUAGCUUUAACAUAAUUUCAUCAGGCCGAGCUAAUGUUAAUUUUGCUAUUGUAGAUAAAACAGAAGGCCGUUAUGUGGCCGCUCCAGCUGCAGAGAAUGUGAUUGUCUGGGACUUGCGGAUGGGAGAUCGCAAACUGACUCUUCGUCGAGAAAAAUUUGAGGUGACCUGCCUACGGGCUUCUCCAGAUCACUUACACGUUGCUGUGGGUUAUUCAGAUGGUAUGGUACAAAUAUUCGAUCUGAGCUCGGACAGGUACUACGAUCCCAUUUGCGCCCUGUCACUGCACAAGAACGCUGUCAGCAUACUUCGCUAUGAUCUGCAGGGCAUGCGCUUGGUCAGCGGUGGUCUGGACACCGAAUUGGUCGUAGUAGACGUGGUUGAGCAGGCUGGCAGGGCUAGAUUGAGUGGUCACAAUGCUGCAAUAACAGAUGCGCACUUUCUGCAGCGACUUGUGGAGGAAAAUAUCGUCGUUAGUUGCUCAAAGGACACACAAGUCAAGUUCUGGAACCUGGAGACGCAAUUUUGCUUUAAAACAAUUGUUGACAACCGUACAGAGGUCUGGGCCUUGGCCUUUAUUGGAGAUCUGAUGGUUGCUGGAGCUGGUGAGAGUGGAAUGAACGUCUAUCGGCUGAGGAAGCACGAUGGAACUAUUACUGAGACCUUGGAAUCUGCGGUUGAAGGCUUGUCUAUUGAAGAGGAAGACACUAUAAGUCCCAUCAGUGUAAGCAACUGCGGCGUGAUCCAGCGGGCUGGAAAAGGGCGAACAGUAAAUUUGGUGGCGGAUCCCAGCGAGCGGGUGCUUAGUUGCCACGGCACUAACGACCUGAUCGAAAACUUCUACAUUUGCACGGCAGAGGAGGUGAAAAAACGCCUAACCAAGCGACUUAAGAAAGAAAAAAAAGAAGAUGGAACCGAAGCCAAACUCUCCACGGAGCAGUCCCUAAGCGACGAGAUUAAGAGACUCGAGAGUAUUCGCACCAAGCAAAAGAUAAAAUCUAUUGAUGUGGUGCUGGGACAAAACCAAGAACUGCGUGUUUUGGUAAGUCUGGCUAACAACAGUCUCUCUUUGUACUCCCUGGAAGCAUCUAUCAAGACCCGCAAAGCAACUGAACCUAGUGUAAAACUUUUGAGAUCACUGACACGUUUGGGUCACCAGUCUGAGGUGAGAUCGGUAUGCUUCAGCAACGACUCGUUGGCCAUAGGAUCAGGUGCGGGAGAAUCCUUCAAGUUCUGGGAUCGUGAUGCGAUGCAGUGCCUGCGUACUGUGCCAACCGAUUACAUUUUGUGCUCGAAAUUUGUUCCUGGGGACCAUUAUGUCUUGCUGGGUAUGAAAAGUGGAAAACUUUUGAUUGUGGAUGUGGCAUCAGCGGAUAUCGUAGAAGAGAUUCCAGCCCACGAGAGCGAACUGUGGUCUAUUGCCCUACUGCCUGAUCAAAAGGGCUGCAUCACUGGCAGCGGAGAUAGUACACUGAAGAUCUGGACCUUUGAAUUAAUCGACUCUGACCAGAACAAAGUGUUGUCCCUACUGCACAAAAAUACCUUAAAACUUGAGGAGACGGUGUUGUGUGUGGGCGUUAGUCCAGAUAUGAAAUAUUUGGCUGUGGGGCUGCUAGACGCCACCGUUAAGAUAUUUUUUUUAGACACCUUUAAAUUUUACCUUUCGCUUUACGGACACAAGUUACCUGUUCUGUGCCUCGAUAUUUCUUAUGACUCCAACCUCAUCGUCACAGGAUCAGCAGAUAGGAACGUAAAAGUUUGGGGUCUGAAUUUUGGCGACUGUCAUCGAUCCAUUUUCGCCCACGACGAUUCUGUAAUGAGCUUGCAGUUUAUACCAAAAACGCACAUGUUCUUCACAUGCGGAAAGGAUGGCAAGGUGAAGCAGUGGGACGGUGACUCCUUCGAGAAGAUUCUUACGCUGCCAGGCCACAUUGGAGAGGCAUAUUGCUUGUCGGUUUCACCAAAUGGACGGUAUUUGGUCACCUGCGGCUCCGACCGUACUCUACGGAUGUACGAACGCACGGACGAAACAAUUGUACUGAAAGAUGUCCAGGAAGAGGAACGAGAACAGCUGGAAAACGAACAGCUGGCCACGGGAGAUGAUAACAGUGUUCCUUUGCUUCCCGGAUUGAAAUUGCCAUCCCGCAAGACCGUCGGUUCUGAACAAUCAGCCGAGUCUAUCCUUGAAUGCCUUGAAAUAUCCAAGCAGUUCGAGCUGGAGUCUGAAGAAAAGCCUGAUUUGCAUCCUCUAAUGCAGGCUCUGCAGGUAAAAAACCCGGUGGACUUUUUGGUUAGUACCUUAAUGCGUAUUCGAGCCUCUGAUCUGGAGGAGGCGCUACUUCUGUUGCCAUUUUCGACUGUCUGCGAGUUGCUGGAGCGCUUACCCACCUUGCUGACACAGAGGCACGACCAAUUGGAGCUUCUCUGCCGCGUUACAAUAUUUCUUUUUAAAGUACACAUGAAGCCUAUCUCGGCGGCCAAGACCAUGAAGCCUCUUCUGGUACAAUUGCUCACCCUGCUCAAGCGGGAUGUCACUAAUCUUCGAGACACUCUGGGAUGGAACCUGCACGGCCUGGCGCUGCUGCAGACGGAAGUCGAGCAACGGGAGAGUGUUCAGCUCUUCCGGGACGCCACACAAGCACGCAAAAAGCGGGAUAAGAAGCGCCGAGAAGCCAGCAAGAGGCGACUCCAGAUCCAAAUGGUCUGAAACCCCAUAAACCGCCUUAAACAAUAAAAAAUUUUAGCUUAAUGA
Drosophila bipectinata is the source of this 2861-nucleotide messenger RNA. Its product is annotated as WD repeat-containing protein 3. Gene Ontology annotation, biological process: maturation of SSU-rRNA. Gene Ontology annotation, molecular function: protein binding; snoRNA binding. NCBI's taxonomy places the organism in Eukaryota, Metazoa, Arthropoda, Insecta, Diptera, Drosophilidae. Gene Ontology annotation, cellular component: small-subunit processome; Pwp2p-containing subcomplex of 90S preribosome. The record is from RefSeq and is a predicted model, not a curated record.